UUUUCAAAGGUCAUAUCCCAAUUGAUGGUAGGACCGACUAGAACAUUAUUCCUAUCUCAUAUUUCAGUUAGAGGUGAUAUUCGUGCUGCCUGUCGAAGAUUGUUCACUGCAAAUAUGGCUGGAAAAUACAAGAUUGUUAUGGUCAGACAUGGAGAGUCGGAGUGGAAUUUAAAAAACCAAUUCUGUGGAUGGUUUGAUUCAGAUUUAAGCGAAAACGGUAAAAAGGAAGCCGAAGCUGCAGGGGAAGCUGUUAAAGCAGCUGGUCUUAAGUUCGAUGUCGCCCAUACAUCUGUACUGAAGCGAGCUCAAAUUACUCUUAAUACAAUUUUGGCUAAAAGUGGCCAAAGUGACAUACCUGUUUUUAAGACAUGGCGUCUUAACGAACGUCAUUAUGGCGGUCUGACUGGAUUAAAUAAGGCCGAAACUGCAGCAAAAUAUGGAGAAGAUCAGGUUAAAAUCUGGCGCCGCAGCUUCGAUACUCCCCCACCACCGAUGGAACCUGGACAUCCUUACUAUGAUGCCAUUGUCAAUGAUCCUCGUUAUGCUAACGAGCCCAAAAAGGAAGAAUUUCCAAUGUUUGAAUCGUUGAAGCUCACAAUUGAACGUACUUUGCCCUAUUGGAACGAUGUCAUUAUUCCUCAACUUAAGGAGGGAAAAACCGUCAUGAUUGCUGCCCAUGGUAACAGCUUGCGUGGUAUUGUUAAACAUUUAGACAAUAUGUCUGAGGAUGCUAUUAUGGGCCUGAACUUGCCCACAGGCAUUCCAUUUGUUUACGAACUGGACGAGAACUUUAAACCUGUUGUAUCUAUGAAAUUCCUGGGAGAUGAAGAGACGGUAAAAAAAGCUAUCGAGGCCGUUGCAGCACAGGGUAAAGCUAAGUAAAAAA
Molecule: messenger RNA, 886 nt
Organism: Musca vetustissima
Lineage: Eukaryota; Metazoa; Arthropoda; Insecta; Diptera; Muscidae
Product: phosphoglycerate mutase 2
Exons: 3
Coding region: 25-882 (285 amino acids)
Biological process (GO): glycolytic process
Molecular function (GO): intramolecular phosphotransferase activity
Source: RefSeq, a predicted model, not a curated record